Molecule: messenger RNA, 3279 nt
Organism: Xyrauchen texanus (razorback sucker)
Lineage: Eukaryota; Metazoa; Chordata; Actinopteri; Cypriniformes; Catostomidae
Gene: nit2
Product: nitrilase family, member 2
Exons: 11
Coding region: 29-940 (303 amino acids)
Biological process (GO): oxaloacetate metabolic process; L-glutamine metabolic process
Cellular component (GO): mitochondrion
Molecular function (GO): omega-amidase activity
Source: RefSeq, a predicted model, not a curated record
UUACGCUUCUCUCAUUGGCGUUUUAUGCAUGCUUGCUGGUGUGCAUCUGUGUCUGUACACGAUAUCAAUGUCUGGUAUUUUUAAAGCAAUGUCAAAGUUUCGUCUGGCCGUGGUGCAGAUGCACGUGUCAAAGAUUAAGGCUGAAAACCUUGGAAGAGCACACAAACUUGUGAAAGAGGCUGCAGGCCAAGGUGCAAAAGUUGUAGUCUUACCUGAAUGUUUUAACUCUCCUUAUGGAACCGGAUUCUUUGCAGAGUAUGCCGAAAAGAUCCCAGGAGAAUCCACACAGAUGUUGUCAGAGGCAGCCAAGGAAUGUGGGAUCUAUUUAGUGGGUGGCUCCAUUCCUGAGGAGGAUGGAGGGAAUCUCUAUAACACCUGCUCAGUUUUUGGACCUGAUGGAAAGCUGCUUAUUAAACACAGGAAGAUUCAUCUGUUUGAUAUUGAUGUUCCUGGGAAGAUACGCUUUCAGGAAUCAGAAACACUAAAUCCAGGAAACAGUUUGUCAACGUUUGAUACCCCAUUUUGUAAAGUAGGUGUGGGAAUUUGUUAUGACAUUCGAUUUGCAGAGCUUGCACAGAUCUAUGCUAAGAAAGGUUGCCAGCUUUUGGUAUAUCCUGGUGCCUUCAAUAUGACUACAGGGCCAGCUCACUGGGAGCUGUUGCAAAGGGGAAGAGCAAUAGAUAAUCAGGUUUAUGUGGCCACUGCUUCGCCAGCAAGGGAUGAGACUGCCAGCUAUGUAGCCUGGGGUCACAGCUCUGUUGUUAAUCCUUGGGGUGAGGUUAUUACCAAAGCUGGGUCAGAGGAGGUUGUAAUGUAUGCCGACAUAGACCUGCAGUAUUUGGCUGAUGUGCGUCAGCAGAUCCCAAUCACUGUGCAACGGCGGAAUGAUCUAUAUAGUGUCAACACUGUUCAGGAGGACAUAACACCCAUACAGAAAUAGGACUGCAGUGGUCAAGUCUUGAUUUAAUGCAGAACUCAGUCAGUACACAAAACUACACAACUUUGCCUGCUGGGGGAAAAAAAACUUUAAUACAACAAUCUGGAUCUCCAUGUCCUUCAUGUGUCAACUGUUCCUGCUCAUCUCCAAACAGGAUCUACUCCGUGCACUUUCCCUAAUUGCUGAUUCAAGUGUUAGACCUAUUUGUAUUAGUAUUGUUCUUAAGGAUAAUAUAACAAAGUAUUGCAAUAAUUUCAAUGAAGAAAAGACUGUGAGCCAAUAUUUUCUUAUAAAUUAUUUUGAAUACUAGGCAAUGCAUCAUAUUUGUUCUGUACAAUGUUAUUCUUUAUGUCCACUAUUCCACAUGUAUUUAUCACAUUGCCUUGUGUUAUAUUCUCCAGACAUUAAAAAAAGAGUAGUUGGCAUAUAACUUUUGGAAUAUAAUCAUAGCAACAUACAUGUGUAAAUAUAAAUGUGACAUAUAUUUAUGCAACAGUGCUCUUUACUCAUCUCACUUGCAUAAAAACACAGAUGAUAUACUCCUUAGAAUGCAUCAACAACAUGGAAAGAGUAUAUUGAAACAUUUAUGCCAAAUUAGGUAAAUAAAUACUUUAACAGCAUUCAAUAUAUUCAUCUCUAGCACUGACAGCAAGCAUGAGCAGGUCACGAGACUGUUAUAAAUGUUUGUAGAACAGCAACAGCGCCGUGUACUGUACCGGCACGAAAUGAAGUUUUGUUUUUGUUUUUUCCGAACUGUGUAUAGACCGGGGGGCUGUUCCAUAAACCAAGAUUAGAGUAUAAGCCAGGCUUAUUUCGGUUAGUCAGGCUUAUUUUUGGUAGAUUCGGUUUCAUAAAUCAAACUUAAAAAAGUUCAAACUCAGUUACCCCGGCAACUUAUGCUGGCAAAUUAACCUGGUCCGGGGCAGGCUAACUAUCAGGCUAAGUCUGAGUUCAGGCUUAACGCGCAUACCAUUUAUACUCACCUGCUGGUAUUUCGAUGUCAUUUUAUUUUACUUAACCACUAUUAAUAAAAUUUGUUUUUUAAAUAAAUCAGGAAAUGUACUUUACUAAUAAAUGUAAGAAAUAAGGUAGAAAUACACUAAGAAAUGUUCAAAACUUGUGUGUUUAAUUGGUGAGUUUGGUUAAUGAGUUUGGUAAUUAAUUAAAAGUAUAUAAAUAGGGAGCUGAACUCGUUUCCAAACUUAACCAUGGCGUGUCCUUUCAUAGAUGAGGUGGUGGAUGAGGGAGCUAUAGUCUUGCGGAGGGCAUUUCUAAGAGAGAGAACUUUCAGAGACAGGUCAGACCCGUUGGCUUUUAAUGACAGCUACCUGUAUGAGCGAUAUAGGUUCUCAAGAGAUGGCAUUGCAUAUAUUUGUAGAUUACUAAACCCACACAUUGCAAAUAAUACACGCCGCAACAGAGCGCUCACAGUCCCACACUUCGCUUUUUUGCCAGUGGAACAUUUUUGAACACAGUUGGAGAUGCAGAGAAUAUCAGCAAAGCAUCAGUUUGCCGCUCUGUACGAACUGUGUACCUUUCUUUAAAAAGACUACUCAAUGUGUUCAUCACAUUCCCUGGCCACAAAGCUAUUCGUACCAUUAAACAUGCCUUUUAUGGAAUAGCUGGUAAGUUCAAAUAACUAUAAAACAUGGAAAUAUUUCUUGACUGUUGAUUUUACAUGGGACAUAUUUAAAACAAACAAAUAAUUUUCCUAGGUUUCCCAAAUGUUAUCGGUGCAUUGGACUUAGUGUUAAUUUCGUCAGACGAGACGAGACUAAAUAUGUUCGUCAACGACCUUUUUUUUCCAUGACUAAAACGAGACGAUGACGAGACUGCACCAAUGUCCAAAAACGCUGACUAAGACUAAAUUAACAUGCAUUAUUGUUGACGAAAAAAGACGAGACUAAAAUGUUUUACAUAAAAUAAAAGCGAAGAUAAAAUCUAUCUUCAUUUUCGUCAACAAUCGUCUCGACUUUUUCAUCAUGAGAUAGAAUAUUGUUACGAGCCUUCAAAAUAUUCCGAAUGAGUUCGCGCUGUUGCUCAAGUGACGGUUACAGGUCUCAUACUCCUGUUGCUGCCAGCCUGUGGAUGCAACACGAAACUACAUGGAGCAAGAACACAACAAUGACAUUGACAAAAAGUCAGAGUGUGUCAUUAUAACUGACGGGAAGCACUGCGGACAAAAAAUAUCGGGGAAAAACACCACCAACCUUAAGCGACAUCUAAAGCGUACACUCUGAAUAGAAAAAUGAGACAAAAGGCAACCAAAAACAGCUUUAAAAAUCUUUGUAAUUUGUCAGUCUGAGUCUGUUGGGCCCCAGCUUUUGAAUUGUGUUGGUUCA